UUCACCUGCAGACCAGCAGCCAGAGGAAGCCAUGGAUGACACAAAAUGACAGGAAUAAAACGUGAACCAGCAUCAUUUUCUCCACAACGUCAAAGAGAAGGUUUAUCUGGCAAAUAAAUCCAAUCUGACAGCGCCUUUGCAUCAUGAGACUGGAUUGUUAAUAUACAUAGAGAGACAGAGCUAAGCUUUAACUGGGAGGAGGAGGAGGAGGAGGAGAGAGAGGGAGGGUGUGUACAAGGAGAGAGAGAGAGAGAGAGAGAGAGCAUCGAGUCACCAGGAUAGGCUCCACCAUCCACAGACUGUAAGGUACAAGUGCCACAAGGAGACUAUAUUCCUCUGAAAUAAUGGAUGGGACAAAGCCUGCCAUGGAGUCCAACGCGGAGGAGACUCAGGACGAGGGACAAGAGAGCAAAGGAUGCUUCGAGUGCUGCAUCAAGUGUCUGGGCGGGGUGCCCUACGCCUCGCUGGUGGCCACCAUCCUCUGCUUCUCAGGCGUGGCUCUGUUCUGCGGCUGCGGCCACGUGGCGCUGACCGGCACCCUGACCAUGCUGGAGAACCACUUCUCCAGGGUCACCACGGACCACGCCACCCUCGCCAUGGUGAUCCAGAUCUUUCAGUACAUCAUCUACGGCAUCGCCUCCUUCUUCUUCGUCUACGCCAUCAUCCUGCUGGCUGAGGGCUUUUACACCACCAGCGCCAUCAAGAAGGAGCUGCAGAGCGACUUCAAGACCACCGUCUGUGGACGCUGCAUCACUGCCUUCUUCAUGUUCCUGACCUACAUCCUCGCUCUGGCCUUCCUCGCCAUCUUCGGCUUCACGGCGAUACCCGUCUUCCUCUUCUUCAACAUGUGGAAUACCUGCGCUGCCAUGAAGUCUCCGGACGCCAACAUCACCUCGCCUGACUCCAUCUGUGUGGACAUCAGGCAGUACGGUGUUAUUCCCUGGAACGCCACUCCGGGUAAAGCUUGUGGAGCCACUCUGGGAGACAUCUGCAACACCAGCGAGUUCUACCUGUCCUACCACCUCUACAUCGUUGCGUUCGCCGGCGCCGGGGCCACCGUCAUCGCAUUGAUCCACUACCUGAUGAUUCUGGGGGCCAACUGGGCCUACCUGAAGAGCGCCGUCUCCACGCACGAGUACCAGGACAUCAAGACCAAGGACGACCAGGAUCUGGAGGCCGAGGCGCGCUCCAAGGAGGGCCAGAACUCCUCCUCCUACUCAUAAGGAUGAGCGAUCCUCACCCGACGCCACCCAUCUCCUCUCCCCUCCUCACCCCCUACACCCCCCUUUCCCUCCGUUGAAAACAAAACCACUUCGGUCAUGUUUGAUAGUUCCCCCCCCCAACCUCCUGAUCCUCCAUCCUCUUCCCUUCCACAAAGAGUCGUGUGCUCACGCCAGAAGGGAGGAGAAUAGAGGAUCGGGAGACGCGGUGGGCCCUGACGGAGGUAGAUGCUUCAGAACGGUCGAGCUCGCCCCGCCCGGGUUUCGAGCUCAGGUGCGUUACAAUCGGUUUCAGAAGCGUCCCUCCCGCGUGCUUUUUUUGGGGGGGCGGCGGCGGCUCGUGAACGUGCCCCC
Messenger RNA from Anoplopoma fimbria (sablefish), 1574 nucleotides. RefSeq names its product neuronal membrane glycoprotein M6-b-like. Gene Ontology annotation, biological process: central nervous system myelination; axon development. Gene Ontology annotation, molecular function: structural constituent of myelin sheath. NCBI's taxonomy places the organism in Eukaryota, Metazoa, Chordata, Actinopteri, Perciformes, Anoplopomatidae. The transcript has 7 exons. The record is from RefSeq and is a predicted model, not a curated record. Gene Ontology annotation, cellular component: myelin sheath; plasma membrane. Bases 345 to 1223 code for a protein of 292 amino acids.